Opisthocomus hoazin is the source of this 4425-nucleotide messenger RNA. The record is from RefSeq and is a predicted model, not a curated record. NCBI's taxonomy places the organism in Eukaryota, Metazoa, Chordata, Aves, Opisthocomiformes, Opisthocomidae.
AUGGCAGAUCCCAUCCGCUGGGCCAGAUAUCGUUGGCAGCGACUGAUAUCUACGGAGGGCAGAGAAGGUGGCAGCAGCAGCAAUUCAAGUAACAAGUGCUAUCAAUCAUCAAAAACCAUUGGCAAACACAGGAUAGUGAUACCCUGUUUGGGACAUUUUAAGGAGGAGUAUGAAAAAGUAUCAAAACUGUACAUGAACAACAAAAUACGGACUACUAAGUAUACUUUAUUGAAUUUUUUACCACGGAAUUUAUUUGAACAAUUUCACAGAGUUGCCAAUUUGUAUUUCCUGUUUCUAGUCGUCCUAAAUUGGGUUCCUCUGGUAGAAGCCUUCCAAAAAGAAAUUACAAUGCUACCUCUAGUAGCGGUUCUGACCAUUAUUGCAGUGAAAGAUGGUCUGGAAGAUUACUCAAAGUACAAAAUGGAUAAACAGAUAAACAACUUACUAACCAAGGUAUAUAGCAGGAAAGAGAAGAAAUACAUAGAUGAAUGCUGGAAAAAUGUCAACGUUGGGGACUUCAUCCGGCUUUCACGUAAUGAAAUCAUUCCUGCUGACAUGGUGCUGCUGUAUUCUAGUGACCUGGAUGGGAUCUGUUACAUAGAAACAGCAAGCCUCGAUGGAGAAACCAACCUAAAGCAGAGGCAGGUGGUGAGAGGAUAUUCAGAGCAGGCAUCUGAAAUUGAUCCAGAAAAAUUUUCCAGUAGAAUAGAGUGUGAAAGUCCAAACAACGACCUCAGUCGCUUCCGAGGCUUCGUUGAGCAUUCAAACAAGGAGCGAGUGGGCCUCAGCAAGGAAAACUUACUGCUCCGAGGGUGCACGGUGAGAAACACAGAAGCUGUUGUGGGCAUCGUGGUUUAUGCAGGUCAUGAAACCAAAGCCAUGCUGAAUAACAGCGGUCCUCAUUACAAGCGCAGUAAAUUGGAAAGGAAAGUCAACACUGAUAUUCUUUGGUGUGUGCUGCUUCUGAUUGUGAUGUGUUUAACUGGUGCAAUAGGCCAUGGAAUUUGGUUGAGUAGGUAUUCAGAAAUACCUUUUUUUAACAUCCCUGAGCCGGCUGGGAAAUCAAUUCCUCCAGCGUUAGCAGGGUUCAAUAUGUUCUGGACGAUGAUCAUUUUACUACAGGUCUUGAUCCCAAUUUCUCUCUAUGUUUCAAUUGAAAUUGUCAAAUUGGGACAAAUUUAUUUAAUACAGAAUGACGUUGAUUUUUACCAUGAGAAAACAGACUCAACAAUUCAGUGUCGAGCACUGAAUAUUGCUGAAGACCUUGGCCAGAUUCAGUAUAUCUUCUCUGACAAGACUGGAACCCUCACUGAAAAUAAGAUGGUUUUUCGGAGAUGCAGCAUUGCAGGACAGGAGUAUUGCCAUGAGGAAAAUGCAAAGAGGUUGGAAUCUUAUCAAGAGAUGGACUCAGAGGAUGAGGAUGCAACUGAUCAUCAGUGUGGCUCUUCGACUCCUAUGUCAAAAUGGCGGGGGCACAACUGCAGAGCUGUGGAUGAGCCUUUGGGCAGAAAGCCCUCGCAGGAGUUUUCUGGUAGUUACCCUGCAUUAGGAAGGGAAGAUGGAGCAGGUGAUGUUCCUCGCUCAGGACAUGUUGCCUUCAGCAGCCCCAUUGAAACGGAUGUCGUACCGGAUGCACAACUGCUGGAGAAGUUCCAUCAAAUUUCUUCUCUUUCCUAUCAACAGUCAGAAGAAGCUAGCAGCAGGUUAUCUUUGGAGACAAUGUACAUCACUGACUUCUUUCUUGCUCUGGCAAUCUGUAAUACUGUUGUAGUUUCAGUCCCCAAUCAGCCACGUCAGAAGAUGCGACUCUCUUCACUGGGUCGGACGCCUAUUAAAUCGCUGGAGGAAAUCAGGCAGAUGUUCCAGAGGCUGUCAGUGCGGAGACUGAGUUCCUCCCCACUUCCAAGUGUCAAAGAGUCAUCGUCUGAAAGCCCCAACAGUUUUGUGCGCAAACUGUCUAUUUUCAGAAUGAAGCUGGCUUCACCUGCUUUGGAUGGAACUGGUCAAAGGGCCGCUGAGCCUCACGAGACUGACAGCCCAGAAGAUCCCAAAGUGCCUCAAGAACGAGAUACGGUGAAUGUAGCUGCUGGCUGUGAACACAGCAGUGCCGCGUCAUCUGCUGGAUUGUCCCCCUUACCGAAACUCUGUUAUGAAGCGGAGAGUCCAGAUGAAGCUGCCUUGGUCCACGCUGCUAGGGCUUAUAAAUGUAUUUUGCAGUCCAGGACUCCAGAACAAGUAACUGUGGACUUUGCAGGCCUGGGAUCUUUAACGUUUCAGCUUUUGCAUAUCCUGCCUUUCGAUUCAGUGCGGAAAAGGAUGUCGGUGGUGGUUCGGCAUCCAGUCUCCAACAAGGUGGUGGUGUACACAAAAGGUGCAGACUCAGCCAUGAUGGAUUUGCUGACAGUUGCGUCUGAAGGAGGUACUAAUAAUUCAGAAAUGGAACAAAAGAAGAUUAAAGAGAGAACUCAGAAGCAUUUGGAUGAUUAUGCCAGGAGAGGACUGCGCACUCUGUGUAUUGCUAAGAAGGUGUUGAGUGAUGCAGAAUACGCAGAGUGGUUAAAUCAUCAUUUUUUAGCGGAAACCAGUAUUGACAAUAGGGAGGAGCUGCUGCUUGAAUCUGCCAUCAGGCUAGAGACCAGACUAACUUUACUCGGUGCCACUGGCAUUGAAGAUCGCCUGCAGGAGGGGGUUCCAGACACGAUACAGGCGUUACGGAAAGCGGGAAUAAAAAUCUGGAUGCUGACAGGUGACAAGAGAGAGACCGCUGUCAACAUUGCCUAUGCCUGUAAACUGCUGGAGCCGGACGACAGAGUCUUCACUCUCAAAUCACAGAGUAGGGAUGCCUGUGCCUUGGUCAUCAGCAAAAUUUUAGAAGGCAUCCAGAAGAAUACUCCUGCCAAAAAAACCCCUGGCCAGAAGCUUGGGAACGUCUCUGCAAGUCGCUCCGCCCAAGCUCCAGGGUUCAGUGCAGGCCUGGUUAUAGAUGGAAGGACUUUAGAGCACGUUCUUCAUGGCAGCCUGCAGGAUACUUUCCUGGAACUCACAGAAAAGUGCCAGGCUGUGGUCUGCUGCCGAGCCACGCCGCCGCACUCUGAAAAGAAGUAGAAGCCAGUUAGUUGUGAUGUUUCAUCUUUUCUUUUCUCUGUAGGUGAUGGUGCCAACGAUGUCAGCAUGAUCCAGGUGGCUGACGCUGGUGUGGGAAUAUCGGGCCAGGAAGGCAUGCAGGCUGUGAUGGCAAGUGACUUUGCAAUCUCUCAGUUCAGGCACCUCAGGAAGCUGCUGCUUGUCCACGGUCAUUGGUGUUACACCAGGCUUACCAACAUGGUGCUUUACUUCUUCUACAAGAACGUGGCCUACGUGAACCUCCUGUUCUGGUACCAGUUCUUCUGUGGGUUUUCGGGCACAUCGAUGACUGACUACUGGAUCUUGAUUCUUUUCAAUCUCCUCUUUACGUCGGUGCCACCCAUCAUUUAUGGUGUCCUGGACAAAGAUGUGUCUGCGGAGAUACUGAUGCAGCUGCCACAGCUGUACAGGACGAGCCAGAAAUCUGUGGCAUACCUGCCUUCCACUUUCUGGAUGACCUUGCUGGAUGCUUUUUACCAAAGUCUCGUUUGCUUUUUUGUGCCUUACUUUACUUACUGCGGCUCGGAUAUAGACGUUUUCUCUUUUGGAAACCCUAUAAAUACAGCGGCGCUCUUCAUAGUCCUGUUUCACCUUCUCAUUGAGUGCAAGUCUGUGACUUGGAUACACACGGUGGUUAUAGCUGGCAGCAUCCUGCUCUACUUUGUCUUCGCUCUGGCUUUUGGGGCAACCUGCAAAACCCACAACCCGCCGUCGAAUCCUUACUGGAUCAUGGAGAAGCACGUGGCAGACCCCGUGUUUUACUUGGUUUGCCUCCUGACCACUUGUCUUGCUCUGCUGCCCAGGUACUUGCUGCGAGUUCUCCAAGGAACGUUGUUCCCGUCUCCGGCGUUGAGGGCCCGGCGCCUCGACAGGCUGGGCCCCGAGGAGCGGAGGGAAGCCGUGCGGAGGUGGAGAGGUGACUGCGUCGGGAUCCGUGGGCUGGAGUUCCGGGCUGCUGCUGGGGCUUGCGGCUCAGCCCCAGGCGCUCUGCCAGAGGAAGGAGGCAUCGCCAGGGUUUUGCCGACACCUGAACCACCUUUUCAGGCCUGUUCAGGAGAUGGGUUGGUGGAGGACACCUCCUUCUCACCAGACAUUGGGGCUGGGCCUGGGAAUACAAACGGCUUGAACUCUGGGAAGGCCUCGUUUCUGAACUCACCUGAGGAAAAUGAUCCAGACGUGUUUGACAGUCACGGCCCCGGUGCCAGAGUCUCUGCGCGCGCUUCUGAGGGCAGCGGUGCUGCUUCCCGAGCACACCAAGCAAGUCAGAAGCCUGUCUGGUGUGAGGAAGACUCUUUAAUUUAA